AUGCGGAGGUCGCACUCGUCGCUGUGCAGCAGGGAGAUUGGGAGAUGGAUAGGAGGAAGGGCGGCGGCUGAGUUGGCCGAGCAAGUGGCAGACCUGUGGGAUGCGGCGUUAGGACGCAUUGGCGGCGACCGCGCCCAAGAAGUCCACGCUGCAGAGCGCCGCAGAGUGGGAGAACACGGCCUUCAAGCCGGACAGGCAUCAGGCUGUUGGAAUAUGGACCAACAAGGCAUGGAUGACCAUGAAGGGGUCCACGUUGUUGGAUUUGAAGUCCCACCUUCACCUGAUUCUAGCUACAACAACCCUAUUCCUGGAAAUGAAGAUGAAGGCCGGGAGCCCCCACUGGUGCCACCUCAUCUCCAGCAUACGCUGCUGAGCUUCCCACCAAGCCAAGACGAAUCGAGCCCGCUGCCUCAGCCUCAGACUGUGGUUCUGAACCACCUUUACAUCGAGAAAGAGAACACAAGAUCCGUGGUUGCUCUGGGGAUCACGCACCGGUUCAAGGCCAAGUUUGUGACAGUCGUGCUUUACAAGCCAGUGCUGAGGCGGUAG
Miscanthus lutarioriparius is the source of this 549-nucleotide messenger RNA. NCBI's taxonomy places the organism in Eukaryota, Viridiplantae, Streptophyta, Magnoliopsida, Poales, Poaceae. The record is from the annotation of a GenBank genome assembly.